UUCAGUUGUUGGGAGCCUUAGCCUAAGGAUACGAGCCGAGCCACACAAAGUGUCCUGUGAGCCGCAGAAGGACGCCUCUGAAGGAAGGAAGACUCCUACGUCACAGAUACAGGCUGGACCCCCGUCCCAAAAGGCCUCAUUUUCCAGACUCUCCAGCUGGUGACCUUUGGUUCUAUAGAGCGUCCCCUCGUACCUGCACCUCUUGCUGACUGAGCGAUGAAGAUUCCUCUGUGGUACCUGCUGGUGCUGCUGGCGAGUCUCUUCCCCCCCGGACGCAGCGACUGCCAGGGGGAAUGUGGGGCCUGCGGUGCGCUCCUGCAGCAGCAAGCCUUUAACACCAUGAUGUGUUUCCUGGAGUGUGAGGGUAGCGUCUCCUCCUCGUUCACCUGGGAGGUGUGUCAACGUGCCAUGAAGCUGUCCCGAGACCCCCCCCUCUCUGGAGGGGGCGCCCUGUUCCAGAGGACAGGAGAGGGGCUGGAGCUGACCUAUCUGGACAUGACCCCUGACAGCGAGCUGCUGCAGUCUGCCGCCGCAGAGCAGGACGAGGAGCCCUUUGAGCAGCGCAGCGUUCCGUAUGACUCAUCGCUGCUGGAAUCCUCCGAGGAAGGGGAGGGCCUGCUCGGCUCGGAUCUCCGUCUGUCAGGCGGCGAGAGGAAGCCGAGGGAGCUGAGGAACGUGGAAGGGUCGAGAGAGGACAAGGCCUUGGAGGCCGUCGCCUUGUCCAAGCGCUUUGGCGGCUUUCAGAGGGGGCGCCACGGAUACAGGAAGCUGAUCGGCCCGCCCAUGAGGCCCCUACAGAAGCGCUACGGCGGGUUCAUCGGCGUCCGGAAAUCGGCCCGCAAGUGGAACAGUCAGAAACGGGUGAACCAGCUGCUAAGGCAGUACCUGGGCAUGAGGAGCAGCCGCAGCGGCAGGGUCAACUACGCCCCUGUGACUCGGGUGUGGAGGCAAAACCAGUUGUAAUGUUUUGUUCCCGUUUUCCCCAGUUACCUCAAUCCAUUACGUUUCCAUCAGCCCACUCACACUUUGAUGAGCAACCUAGUAACCAGGAAUGUUUUUCAGCGUGAUACACAUUUUCAUGCCAUCCUGUGAAAUAAAAGAAUAAGAGAAGUAAAAUCGAAUAUAUAUUUUUGUGUGUCGGCGCGUUGAGGAAAGGGCCAAACCAGGGUUCACUUCCCCAGAGGUGACCCCUGAGGGCGGGACAUUGAAAGAUUAAAACUGAAAAGAAAAUAUCCUCUUUCUAUUGCGUUCUAGUUCUGCACCAUUCAAAUGAUGAGUGUCCCCCCCAAGAAGCAGCAGGCUCUCAGGGGCCCCUCCCGGUGGAGCAACACUGCCCUCUAGUGUCAACUAACAGGUUUCAUCUGGAUACUCAACGUCCUCAACGUCUCCUCUAACUCUUUGGAUUUCUUUGCUAUUGAACUGAAAUGAAAACCAACAUAAGAGGUCAGACACACUUGAUUUAUUUAAGAAAAGUAUUAUCCCUCAAUCUGACCGUGUUACUGGUGUCCGUUUACCAGCCAACGAUCAACUCUCCAAACAUGAUUUCGGGGGAAAGGGGGUGAACUUUAAAGCUUCACCCCUUUUUCAAGCCUCCAAUUGUACCUUUUUUUCGUUGGACCCUUCCAUUCACAAAGUAAAUAGCUGAAACACUCUUCCUCCUACUUCUUAAAAAAAGUAACCAAAUUAGUCAAGUUAAUUGAACUAUAUAGACAACUAGGGCGUAGUGGACGAAUUGACUCUUUGCUAAGUCCCGCCCUCAAACGCAGACUGUCCAAUCAUUGCCUAUUGUGGUUUCAAACGUUUGUGUGGUAGAGACAGCUGUUCCUGUGUGUUAGAAGCAACACUGAAUCUACAGGAAUGUGUUGUUCUGUCGGGCUCUCCGGGUGAUGUGGAGGUAUCUUCAUCUUUGGGGAAUCGGGUUGACAUCCUGGGUGUCUCCCUCUAACACGUGAUGGUCACCUUUCUUUUAGCUUCGCUCUGAAGUCCUCCGUUUUUAGUUUGUGAAGGUCCAUGGUGACCCACAUGACGGGGGCGGGGCUUAGCAAAGACAGUUAUGGUUCAGGUCAUUCACCUCGAUUUAACCCAUAAUAUGUGAUAAUAACGUUUUACUGCAGCCUGUCAAAGAUUCCACAUAUGAGGAUUAUAAAAACGUUCUCCUUCGAUUUAGAAAUGAAGUAUCAAGUGUGAAGUCAUGAGCAGUCAUGUGGCUGUAGUCCAAUUGCACAGAAGAGCAUGGCGCUGGACGUGUACCGGUCAAGGCGACCCCCCGACCUUCUGCUUAGGAACAACCUUUUAAUCGGUGUUGCUCAUCAACACAUUUUCCUUCACUUGCAGGUCGUAAUCCUUCUCUUCCAUCUUAAUAGUGUUAUUAGUGGUUCAUUUAUGAUGUAUAAUAAUGUUGGGUUUGAGUGCGUGGGUGAUUGUAGUGUGACUGUGCACGUGCAUGUGUGCGUUUCUUUGGAAUUUGUGAAUACAGUGUAAAUUUCAGACUCCAUUUCUAACAUGACACCAUUGUUCUGAGUCUUCAUACAAAAUGUGUAUAGAAAAGAAACGACAAUAAAACAGUUUGCUAUUU
Messenger RNA from Pungitius pungitius (ninespine stickleback), 2575 nucleotides. RefSeq names its product proenkephalin-A-like. Bases 217 to 963 code for a protein of 248 amino acids. Gene Ontology annotation, molecular function: opioid receptor binding. Gene Ontology annotation, biological process: sensory perception; neuropeptide signaling pathway; chemical synaptic transmission. The transcript has 3 exons. The record is from RefSeq and is a predicted model, not a curated record. Lineage: Eukaryota; Metazoa; Chordata; Actinopteri; Perciformes; Gasterosteidae. Gene Ontology annotation, cellular component: dendrite; plasma membrane; axon terminus.